This is a messenger RNA of Prunus armeniaca (apricot), 240 nucleotides long. Lineage: Eukaryota; Viridiplantae; Streptophyta; Magnoliopsida; Rosales; Rosaceae. The record is from the annotation of a GenBank genome assembly.
AUGGCAAAUCAGAAAACAGAGUGCCCAGAGGAGGUGGAGAAGUUGAAGCCACCUCAAGAUCAUCAACCAGCACAAACCAACAUCGACAACAACACUGAGGAGCCAUUGUUGGUGUUCAAGCCAAAACCUGGAACUGUAAUUCCAGCAAGGAGGAGGUUAGUGAAGGCCAUGCUGGUUCACCGUUUCAUCCGAGUUUGCUCUGUUCGUCCUCCCACUUCUUCUGAGUCGAGGCCAAAAUGA